AGUGAGUGCGUCGGAAGUUGUCAUAAGCAGCUGAAACGAGCUGCAGAUCAGGACAGUUGAUGUUAAAACCUGAAAAUAACCCUCUAUGCUUGCGGUGACGAAUUGCUGUCUGUCGGACCAAACGCUAUAUAAACACCUUAACCCGGAGAGAAGCUUCAAGACAGAGUUUAAGUAGCGGGAUGGAGGGGUUUGAAGGCGGCUUGUUUCACACUGAACAGGACCUAAAUGAAAACAUGAUCUGCACACACCCACACGAGUCCAGUGCGGAGAGUAUGGAGUCUCUGUGCCAGCAUCAGCAGCACUGUGUGAAGGCCUCAAUCAGGUCACAGUGGCAGCUGGCAGAGGCACAGAACCAGCUGUGUGGUCUGGAGCUUCACAGCUCGGAGUCUGUAGAGCAGGAGCAUGCUCGAGCCCUCGCCUCCUCCACUGAACUCUCUCAGACCGAAAAGGAGUGGAGGCAUAAAGAGAGCAUGCUGGGAAGGAGCCCAAAGCUGUGUCCAGAUGCCAGCCGAGAUGUGUUCAACAAGAGUAUCAUAAACAUUUCACAGUUUUGGCCUAAUGAAACGGAAAAUGAUAAAAGCUUAACCUUCGUCCACCGUAACGAAGAGCUCUUGAAACAUUUAGGCAUGUUGAGGAGGUGGGAUGAUAGUCAGCGCUUUCUAUCGGAGUACCACCAUCUCAUCUGCGAAGAAACAGCCAAUUACUUGAUCCUGUGGUGCUUCAGACUACAGGCAGAGCAAAAAGAGGCCUUAAUGGAGCAGGUGGCUCAUCAGGCAGUCGUCAUGCAGUUUAUCCUGGAGAUGGCUCGAAAUGCUCAACAGGAUCCACGAGGCUGCUUCCGUCAGUUCUUUCAGAAAGCCAAAGCAGGGCAAGAGGGAUACUUGGACGUCUUUCACACAGAACUCGAGGCCUUUAAACAGAGAGUAAAGGAGUACACUAUGAAAUCUAAUGGAGAAAUCUCAAAGGAGACAACACACCAAAAUACACCGGCAGGCUGUCGACUCGACCCCAAAGAGGUCCUGGAUUCUUUGCCACCGGAGCUUAAAACAUGCAUCCAGAUGCAAGAUAUGCAGAUUCUUCAGAGUUUCCUGAGCACCAUGAACCCACAGGUGGCAGAAUAUCAUGUGAAGCGUUGCUUGGAAGCUGGACUUUGGACAAAUACACCCAGGGCCUCUAAAGAGGAGAGUUCAGAAACGGAUGAGUGGAGAAUGAUGGAAAUCUCGCAGUGAAGAGACACUCCCAAUCAGUCCAUGAAACUUCAGUUGGAAAACAGAUUUGGGUCAGAGGACAGGAAGACAAAGGGCUCUGCUCAAAGACUUUUGUUUAAUCCGUGCCUGAAUGUGUGCUGCACUUUAUUUUUGUUUAAAAGAGAAAGUAUUUUAAAAAAAGGACAAGGAACUGUAUUUUGGGGCACUUCUAUUUUUGUGCACAAUUUUUGUUACAUUUAAGUUGAGAAAAAAUAUUUCUGUUUUAACAGUUUAGGAAAGUGAUACACGCUCUAAGCAGAAGUUUUAUUAUACUUUUGGUUAGUUUUGGUUUUCAAUCUCUAGGAUCACUGAUAUUUGAGAAGUGUUCUCCCGUGAAGAGUGUAAACCUAUUCUUUGAUCAAAUGGCAGUUUUUAUAUUCCACCUUUUGGAUUGUGAUCAACAACGUCCACUAAACAUUCAACUCGAGCUGCUAUCUGGAAAUUGUUGCAUGUGUCACACGCAUUGACGCAGUAGAUUAAUAGGCUAAGGACACUAAAGCGAAGGAGGACCACCCAAUUUGCUCUCAUUCUCUGAGAAGUAUUUGUACGAAUUUUGCGCUGUUCCCAGGAUUCGAAAAGGACGCAAUAUUUAAAGGAAAGGUUCUCCCCAAAAAUGAAUAUUCUGUCAUUUACUCCCCUCAUAUCAUUCCAAACGUGCAUGACUUUCUUUCUUGGAACUAUUCUAAAUGCUUUAAAGCCGUAUUAAAGCUUUGUGUGAGGAACAGACUGAAAUGUUGAAAUUUAAGUCGUUAUUUACUGAAAAUCUUCCUCUGUCGCUGCUCUCAAACCUCAUUUGCACUUCCGCAUAUUCAAACUUUGCAUGUCAAGAUACGUCACGCCAGGUUUGACGGCAGUGAUGCCAAAUGUCAGUGGUUUUUGUAGGUCUCGUAACCGAAUACAUAGCAGCAAGUUUUUAAAUAAUGUGCCAAUACAAUUUCAGAGGGGACAAAUAAUUUUUUUAUUUUGGUCUGUGGCUAUUGUAUGACUUUGAACUCAUUUUUGACUCCUCUAUUAUAGCAUUUUAGGAUGGUUUUUGUGUAAUUUUUAUGGAAAAGCAGAGUGAACGGUUUUAAAAUAUAUUUUCAUUUUGCAUUCUAUGGUAGAAGUUAUGUGGGUUUGGGACGAUUUGAGGGCAAGUAAUUGAUGACAGAAAUUUCCCUUUUAGGUUAACUAUUUCUAAUUAAAGGAAUAUUCUGGGUUCAAUACAAGUUAAGCUCUAUCAACAGCAUCUGUGGCAUAAUGUUAAUUUCCAAAAAAUUAUUUCUACUCAUCCCUCCUUUAAAAAAGCAAAAAUCAAAGUUACAGUGAGGCACUUACAAUGAAAGUCAAUGGGACCAAUGGAGGGUUUUAAGACCGGAAAUGUUAUUAAAUGUAAUUUUUUAUAAAAGCACUUACAUUUAAUUCUUCUUUUAAAAUGUGUGUAUUGUUUGAGCUGUAAAGUUGUUUAAAUCUUCGUUUUAGGGUUUGUUGGACAUUGUCAUGUCAACGAAGUUGUAAAAUUGGAUAUAACGUUAGUAAGAGAUUUUAUCACACUAAAAUCAUGUUGGCAUGCAUAUUGUUUGUCUUGUGGCAAUACUUUUUAAACCGUAGGUGUUUUACAGAUUGGCUCCAUUCACUUCCAUUGUAAACACAGGUUUUUGCUUUUUGUUUUUAAAGAAAAGUAGUGAUGAAGUAGAAAUGGACUUUUGUGAUUAUCUGCAUUAUGCCACAAAUGCUGAACCGGAACGUUUCUUUUGGUUACACUGAAAGAGACUGAAUACACAUUCACUAGAUCAAACUGUAAACUGAAUACUCAAGGCUGUUGAGGUUUAAGAUAAUAGAGAUACAUGGUGUUGAUCUGUUUUCUGGUCUAUAUUAAUAUCACCUUUCAUUUUAAGAAUACAAUUUUAAGAAAUGCCAUUUUGCCUCGCUAUUAUUUUGGGCCAGUAACACAUUGAAUUCCGUUGAUUGCAAUAAUUGUAUUGAAACCUCCAGUUGCGUAACUCAUUGAGCCAGUUUACAUUGCCUGUUUCUGCACACAGAGCAUAUACAACAAACUCAAAUUAUGUAACUGUAAAUUAUGGGUUGAUAAUAUUGUGAAAGUCUUUGCAAUCCAAACAAUAUCCUAAACUGAUUAAACCUUUAGAACAACUGUUUGAAUUGAUUUAUUUACUGUACACUUAAAAUAAAUGAGAAUUUCAGGCGUUCACAUGUUAAUGUAAUUCUAGAGGUGAAGGUGAACCGAUUUGACUCACUGGCCAUAAUGGAGGACUUGAGUUUGAGAUUCGACCCGGCCUCCUUGUACCCCUUGAAUGAAGAAUUGGAGGAGUGAGGUAAGCAGCAGUUUAUAUACUGUAUGUUUACUUAAAGAGAGAGUUCACCCAAAAUGAAAAUUCUGUCACCAUUUACUCACCCUCAUGCCAUCCCAGAUGUGUAUGAUUUUCUUCUGCUGAACACAAAGCUUUUUUAGAAGAAUAGUUCAGCUCAUUGUACGUCCAAACAAUGCAAUUGAAUGGUGACCAACAUUUUGAAGCUCCAAAAGCACAUAAAGGCAGCACAAAAGUAAUCCAUUCAACAUUUAACACUCCAGUGGUUCAAUCUAUAUCUUCUGAAGCAAAUAUGAUAUGUGUGGGUGAGAAACAGAUAAGCACUUUUACAGCCCAAAUGACUGAAUUUGCUGUGGCUUCUCUCAAAUUUUGCGAUGCAAUUUGCAGCAUUUUUUGGGGUUGUUUUGCAGUUAAAAUUCACAAAUCAUCAUUAUAUACCUUUUGUAAUUGUGUUAGUUACAUUGUAAAUACAUGUCAUAUUUUAGUGCACAAUAACUGAAUAUGCAGUUAACAAGAUUAGAAAAAAGAUGUACACCCAUAAAUAGACUACCAUUCAUUUAGGUCAGGAGUGGGGAACGUCAGG
This is a messenger RNA of Xyrauchen texanus (razorback sucker), 4136 nucleotides long. RefSeq names its product hsp90 co-chaperone Cdc37-like 1. Lineage: Eukaryota; Metazoa; Chordata; Actinopteri; Cypriniformes; Catostomidae. The record is from RefSeq and is a predicted model, not a curated record. Gene Ontology annotation, biological process: protein folding; protein stabilization. The coding region runs from base 180 to 1229 and encodes 349 amino acids. The transcript has 8 exons. Gene Ontology annotation, cellular component: cytoplasm. Gene Ontology annotation, molecular function: protein-folding chaperone binding; heat shock protein binding.